This is a messenger RNA of Psilocybe cubensis, 876 nucleotides long. RefSeq lists its product as uncharacterized. NCBI's taxonomy places the organism in Eukaryota, Fungi, Basidiomycota, Agaricomycetes, Agaricales, Agrocybaceae. Bases 1 to 876 code for a protein of 291 amino acids. The transcript is spliced from 2 exons. The record is from RefSeq and is a predicted model, not a curated record.
AUGCCGAUUUCAAUAAUGCCGAAAGCAUCUUCGGCAUACCGGCGUCAAAGGUUUUCAACUUCGGAGUUUGAGCCGUCUAUGAUUUGCAUGGCCUCGGCUCGGGCCGUCGUGAUGGACUCCCGGUCCUGCAUGUCCGGGGCACUGCGGGAGAUGCCGCUGAUGUUGACCGACGCGCUCCUCUCAGUUUCCGUCCUCAUGUCCUCCAUUUUCAAAUUUAAUCCUUUCAAGGCCGCGUCAUUUUUGUGGAAAACUCGGAGUACUCCUGUAGUACCAAUACCCAAAACAAAUGCAUACCCAUUAUUCGAAGGAAAGCCAUCGUUUGUUGCGAGAUGGGCACUCGUGAUUCUCUCAUUCGAUGUCAUGGGAAACAUGACGUUCGCGUGUCUGGAGGGUGGCCAACUAUAUCCCAAUCCAUUCGAGACAAUCAAGCCCAAAAAAGUGAACGAUUCGACCCCAGAGCCCCCCAAAAAGCCACUGUGGACACGCGUGGCUUUCGCUGCUGUGCACGUAGGAAUUGGCGGCUUUAUUGCAGCGUUCCUACUAAGCCAAAGGUCCAGCUGGGUACGCACAAUGUCCAUCGUUCGACCGGUGUCUAGAUCUGGCACGGCAAAGCCAGCGCAGUUGUACGUUGAAGUCUCUGGCCAUCCGCGCGGGUACGGACAUCCACUGCUCAUGAAAGAAUGUGCUUUGGCUCCAACGAAGAUGGACAAGGAUAUCAUGUUGGUUCUCGCUGGGAAAGACGGAAAGUUCGCGUUCCACCCCGUUGGUUCGAAGAUUGGUGGCAAGCAGAUGCCUUCGGACGGCGAUGUGGCCAAGAUUAAUAUGCUAAAGAUGUGGCGGGAAUACGGUGGCAAAAUUGAAUAUAAUCCCAACUGA